CAGCGGGUACUGCAGCUUGGAUGAAGACCUCGAGGAUUGCUUUUUCACAGCAAAAACCUCUUUCUUCCGGAGCACGCCGAGCAAGGUCCCUGCCAAGAAUGUAACGCAGACAGUAGAAGAAGAAAAACCCGAGCCUCCGACCAUCCAGGAGAUCAAACAGAAAAUCGAAAAAUACAACGCCAAAGUUACAAACUGCCUCUUGAUGAAGCUGAACGACGAUGGGACGUACACAGGUUUCAUUAAAGUGCAUUUGAAGCUGCGUCGCCCCGUGACAGUGCUGGCAGGGAUCCGGCCGCAGUCCAUCUACGAUGCCCUCAAGGAGGUGAACCUGGCCGACACGACGGACAAGAGGACCUCUUUCUACUUGCCACUGGAUGCCAUCAAGCAGCUCCACAUCAGCAGCACGACCACGGUGAGCGAGGUGAUCCAGGGGCUCCUGAAGAAGUUCAUGGUGGUGGAUAACCCUCAGAAGUUUGCACUUUUCAAGGAGAUGCGGAAGGACGGGCAAGUGCUCUUCCAGAAGCUCCUUCUCACCGAGUUCCCCCUGUACCUGCGGCUGCUGGCGGGCCCCGACACGGAUGUGCUCAGUUUUGUGCUAAAGGAAAACGAAACAGGGGAAGUUGAGUGGGACGCAUUCUCCAUCCCAGAGUUACAGAACUUCUUGAUGAUACUGGACAAAGAAGAAAAGGACAAAAUCCAGCAAGUGCAAAGGAAGUACGAGAAGUUUAAACAGAGUCUGCAACAGACCUUGAAAGAAGCCAGAGGCAAGCCUGGAUAA
This is a messenger RNA of Tauraco erythrolophus (red-crested turaco), 778 nucleotides long. It is a transcript of the gene RASSF5, whose product is annotated as Ras association domain family member 5. Gene Ontology annotation, cellular component: nucleus. Gene Ontology annotation, biological process: signal transduction. Lineage: Eukaryota; Metazoa; Chordata; Aves; Musophagiformes; Musophagidae. The record is from RefSeq and is a predicted model, not a curated record.